CGCCUGUCCGUGUCCAUGUCCUUGCAGUAAGCAGCACUCGAGUUUGUUUCGCCAUCAUGGCACCUAUAGGCUCGAGCUCCCGACCUCACUUCCCACUGCACACGACAUGGACAACCGGGGAAGGAGCGCACUUGCGGUCCACUGCCACUGCCGCCUUUGAUGCUCUCCUCGAGGCUGUCACUGCCUCGGACCACGUUGGCCGUAACCAGACCAAACACUCCCGCAACCACACCCAGCUCGUCCUCCCAGGGAUAGUCACGGACGUCGCCGCAUUCUUCUUGGACGCAUUGGACGCCUCAGACAGUGUGUAUUGCGAUCGAAACCACAUCGACGACACAGAGCUGCUGUACGUGCUCAAGCCACGGACGAUGGACCAGCCGCUGCGCUUCAUGGGUCUCCGAUGGAGCCGGUUUGGUGCGCCGCUCUUAUGUCGUCCUCGCGACGUGUGCGUGGUCGAGUACAUGGAUGCGUUUGUGGACGAGCGCGGCCGCCGCGGCUGGGCCACGUGCAUGCAGUCUGUAUGCCAUCCGUCGUGCCCCGAUUUCAAACCACACCAUGGCCUGGUUCGGUCCACAGUGCACUUGUCUGGCUACGUCGCGAUCGAGAGUGACGUGCCUGGCGUCAUCGACGUGCAUGUGGUCUUGGAUUGGAACUUUGGCAUGCCGCCGUGGGCGCGGAACGCAGCGCUGGCCAAGCGACUCCAGGGACUGGACAAGCUCGACGCGUACUUGAAGCUCAAAAGUCUCGACCACCGACCCCGGCAUCAGCAGCACGUUACACAUGAACGUGUGGCCGACAAGGCCUCCCACCACAAUGACAACCACGACCCCCUUCGAAGGCACGUCCGCGACCUCCCGUCUUCGUCAAAUCAAUCCGAUCAUGUUUCUCGCCAAAGGGCAUUAUGCCAAGGCGACAUGUCGACAUCGGCACCGUCGUUUCAUUCGCAGCCUAGCAACUUGACCUUUGCCUCGUCUCCGUCGAUGCGAACGACGAUGGACGACGACUUCAACGGCGCCACGUUCGACAGCCUCCACAUCCCAUCCCAUUGCGGCGUCUGCCAAGCAUACCUUCGCCACGCGUCGUACAUGCCGUGCCAGCUCUGCGACAAGGUAGAAAAAAAUCCAGGUAUUCAUUCCGGUUGUUUGUGUGUCACGAGUGUUUGUAUGUCGUAAGUCGGUUGUGGCUAGGGUCCACGGGGGAGGACCUCUGCAUGAACAUGAACCUGUGCCUCCUCUGCGAUCAAACGAUGCUGCCCACGCCCCCCGCCAUCACGCCCUCCCAGCAGCACCGCCCCCGACGAACGAGACCAUUGUCCACGUCGUCGGCAAGGAAAAACAAAACCAGUCCGCGACCAACUAGUAUCUCCGACGGGGUUGUGCUGCUGGACUUGUCGUACCUGAAUGCCAUUACGUCGUCGGCAUCCAGAUCCACAGACGUGUCACAGCCGUCAGUACCAAAGCCGACGAUGACCCAACAACCAACACGAUCUUGAACGGGCUCGAGUUGGACAUGCUGUCAACUGAAACACAUCACCAACACAAAAAAAACCCAGCAGGCAUCAUCCUUCACACAACCAUGCCAGGGUUACUGCCUCGGAUAAAUGAAAAAAAUCUCAUUUUUAUUGUGGAUUCGAUAUGAAUUUCCAGACCCCAUCGCAUCGAAUCGAAUCACGAUUCGACGCUAUUGGCUAAUCCAUU
Aphanomyces astaci is the source of this 1697-nucleotide messenger RNA. RefSeq lists its product as hypothetical. NCBI's taxonomy places the organism in Eukaryota, Oomycota, Saprolegniomycetes, Saprolegniales, Verrucalvaceae. The record is from RefSeq and is a predicted model, not a curated record. Bases 57 to 1172 code for a protein of 371 amino acids. The transcript has 2 exons. Gene Ontology annotation, molecular function: lipid binding.